Messenger RNA from Podospora pseudopauciseta, 1178 nucleotides. It is a transcript of the gene MOH1, whose product is annotated as protein yippee-like moh1. The record is from RefSeq and is a predicted model, not a curated record. Lineage: Eukaryota; Fungi; Ascomycota; Sordariomycetes; Sordariales; Podosporaceae. The coding region runs from base 565 to 897 and encodes 110 amino acids. The transcript has 2 exons.
CUCGUUCUUUAUCAACGCUGCCAGGUGUGCCCACGCGCCCUUGUCUUAUCGCUGGUCAUUUUACACUUGCUUGCCAUUUGCUUGUUUCUCCAUCCUAUCCAUCAAGGUUCGGGGUUCGUCCCGUGAUAACUUCCCAAUUAUUCUCUUGUGUUUGUUUGCCUUGUCUUGGGAUAUCUACUGCACCUGUACUGUCGUCUGUUUCACCACUUGCUCAUUACCGCUGCCGAAGUAGCCCAAUCCCCGACACUCCCGACGCCCCCGAUAGCGAUCCCCGAUCCCGAGGUGUUGACUCGAGAGAGCCAGUAUCCGAUAUCCGAACCAGAUCCCGUGCUUUCCUGCCUGCUGUCGACUCGUGCUGCCUUACCGCCUGUCUAUUCGUGUUUAUCUGUCCUGCUCGCACCUCACAGAAUACCGCCGUCGCUAACAACUACCACAUCCAUAUCGGCCCAAGCCAGCAACAGCCAUAGCCAAAGUAAAACAAGACACAAGAAAUCAAGCUACCCAUCGCCAGCUAGCUAGGCAGGGAGAGUGGUCCAAGGGAGCCGCCCCCCCAAAACCGCAACCAUGGGCCUAACAUACAACACCUACCUCAACUCGGACGUCAUCUACGGCUGCAAGAACUGUAAGGCACACUUGGCUAACGCCCAUGACAUCAUUUCGCGGAACUUCCGCGGCCAACAUGGCAAAGCCUACCUCUUCAACACGGUCGUCAACGUCGAGACGGGCGACCCCUCGGAACGCAACAUGACGACGGGGAGGCAUGUCGUGAGGGAUAUACAGUGCCGGCAGUGCAAGGAUGUGGUGGGGUGGAAGUAUGACAGGGCGUAUGAAAGCUCGGAGAAGUACAAGGAGGGAAAGUUCAUUCUGGAGGCGGAGCUGCUUUGUAAGGUUACGUGAAUCGACAGUGGGAUGGGUCGAGUGAAGAAGAGGGCAUGGUCUGGAGUUUUGGGUUUGGAGUCUAGCGGUGGGUUUGUUUUGCUUGGGAUUGGUAAUGGGUUGGGUUCUUGCUUGCUUUCUUGAUUUACUUGACAUUUAUGGGGUUUAGGGGUUUAUUGAGACAUGAUGGAUACGAAGAUAGGGGGAAGGAUUGAUGGAUUGCAGAACAGAGCAGCAUUGAUGUGUGGAGCGUGUACCCUACUUACAUGUGCGAUAGGUAAUGUUGGCACACUUUAUACACA